Pollicipes pollicipes is the source of this 873-nucleotide messenger RNA. RefSeq names its product sphingomyelin phosphodiesterase. Gene Ontology annotation, biological process: sphingomyelin catabolic process; ceramide biosynthetic process. Gene Ontology annotation, molecular function: acid sphingomyelin phosphodiesterase activity. Gene Ontology annotation, cellular component: lysosome. The coding region runs from base 1 to 873 and encodes 290 amino acids. The record is from RefSeq and is a predicted model, not a curated record. The transcript is spliced from 8 exons. NCBI's taxonomy places the organism in Eukaryota, Metazoa, Arthropoda, Thecostraca, Pollicipedomorpha, Pollicipedidae.
AUGCCUCCCUUCGGUUUUCCGCCUCCCGAGGUGUGGCGGGAUGGCUUCAGCGUCGCCUGGCUCUACAGCGCCUUGGCCGACUUCUGGAAGCCCUGGCUGCCCGCCGACGCAGUCGCCACUCUGGAGAGAUACGGCUACUAUUCGGUUGGUGUUGGGCCCGGCUUCCGAGUCAUCGUCCUCAACACCAACGUGGCCUACAAACUUAACUUCUGGGUGCUGCUGACGGCGCAGCGCGACCCGUACCAUCAGCUCGAGUGGCUGGCCGACGAGCUGCGAGCAGCCAGCAGGGCCGGCGAAAAGUGCCACGUGAUCGGGCACAUCUCGCCCGCCGACCCGGACAUUCUGCCCGCCUGGAGUCACCUGUACCGCCGCAUCAUCCGCAGCUACCAAACGACUGUGACGGCCGAGUUCUUCUCUCACACGCACGUGGAUGAGGUCCAAAUAUCCAAAGACAAGAACGACGAGGCAUUCGCCGUCUCCUAUAUAGCGCCCUCUUUAUCACCCUGGAAGGACGUCAAUCCCGGCUACAAGGAGCUGACGGACCUGGAGCGCUGGACCACCGACCUGGCCGACGCUAACCGCGACCCGGACCGGUACCCCGGCUGGUUCCUGCAGUACCGAGCCGCUGAGGAAUACGGGCUCACAACACUCUCACCCGAACAGUGGAGCAAGGCCGUCAACGCGAUGCUGCUCAAGGACCAUCUCUUCACCAAAUACUACAGGAACCUCAGCGGGGGCUCGCGUGUGCAAGCCGACUGUGACGGUGAGUGUCGUCAGGAGGUGAUCUGCAACGUGGUGACAGCCGACCGGUCCAGCUCGCUACACUGCGACCUGGCGCGCGCCACCUACCGGGCCGGGGUCAGCCUGGCGUAA